CUGUAAAUUAAUUUUCUUUUAAAAUCUUAAUCAUUUUCCUUUAAUCAAAUCACAUAUAGUCAUAUAAAAUUAGAAGUCUAUUGUCAGGUCAGCACUAAGGACACUUAAGAGAGGAGAUAUAUCCUUAAUUAUACAUCUGUAAAAAUGAGCAAGAAAACCCAAAUCUGCAAAUUUUCAGGAAAGUUGUCUGCCAGUGGGUCUCAUUUCAAUUAUCUUUCUUGAAUUUCACAUACAGCUCAUUAUGACCAUAUGUUAAUAAUCUCUCCAUCACAGAGGUAAUUGAUUUUUCAAAUAUUUCUAUCAAUGCAUACAAAACUUAGUGUCCCACUUGUAAUGUUGGGCAAGCCUACCACAGUACAAAGAGGAGGGAGGGGUAUACUAAACAUUUUUUAGAACAUCCUAACUUAAAGUGGGGUAGACAAUAUCUAACACACUUAGCAAUAAUUUUUGGAUCCCUCUCAAUAACUGCAAAUGAGGGACAAAUACAAUCCGGAUCUCUGCCCCAACAUGAUCUGCCCCAACACACUGCAUAAUAUUUUUAAAAAUCAUUCUAACAUAUAGGAACAUCCAGAAAACCAACCUGCAUAAUCAGGAAAGAGCAAACUUUCAACUUGUAUUUUAAAAGACCUCCAGGAUUAACAGACAUUAAUGAUCUUAUUCCUCUAAAUGUAAGUUAGUGACUCUUGUCUUAGAAAACCCCAACUAGUCCACUAAUUGAUGGAUGACCAUUCAUACACCUGUAUAUGCAUUUCAGCGGUAAAAAGACAAACGGUUUUCAGCACCAAGAGUACCACUUGGCCAAGUCUUUUCAAAAUGUCAGUAUGCUUCAAGUAAUACCAAAGCUGAGAGAUUCCUCUUGAUUUCCAAAAGUGUCUAGGUGGCCUGGGUGGGUUUCUGCCUGCAGCAGCCUCCUACCUUUAGUUCCUGUGCUUAUAUCCAUGAGGGGGAUUAAUUAGCCUGGCUGGAGCCAAAGGAGGCUGUCGUGACGAGCCCAGUGGCGAUUGGCCGCCAGCCUGCCUGGCCCUGCCUUUAUAAUUUCCACACGAGUGCGUCUGGGCUCUGAGACAAACCGACAGCAGCUUCUUCUGACAUAUACACACGCACACUCACCCCUGACACACUCAGCACACUUUUCCUCCACCUGAUUAACAGUCCUGCACACACAAUGACUCUCGGAAAGGGUAAAUAAAGACGGAAAGGGUUUAUUUUGACUCCUGAAGAGCUUUGCUGGGUAUCAGCGCAACUUUGUUUUUAUAACUGAGAAGGGGAUCUCUCCAUGCGUUUCUCUCCCACCAGGAUUCUUUAAAAGAGGAAGAGGCCGAGAAAGGGGGAGGGGGACAGUGUUUCACUUUAAGAGCCGCUGGGCGCCUAGACACAAGGAGGGGACCGCGGCAACUAGAACCCCCGCAGCGGCGCGUCCGGACCGGUUUGGAGACGCUCUGAGAGCGCUGGGCCGUUUCUGCACGAAGUUGGCUCCAGCUCUAGCAGCCGCAUUGGAUCCCACAGCCUACUGCGAGACUCCGGUGUACAAUCCGGAUCUCUGCCCCAACAUGAUCGCGGCCCAGGCCAAGCUGGUGUACCAUCUGAACAAAUACUACAACGAAAAAUGCCAAGCCAGGAAAGCUGCCAUUGCUAAAACUAUCCGGGAAGUCUGCAAAGUCGUAUCCGACGUGCUGAAAGAAGUGGAAGUGCAGGAGCCCCGCUUUAUCAGCUCCCUCAACGAAAUGGACAACCGCUAUGAGGGCUUGGAGGUCAUCUCCCCCACCGAAUUUGAGGUGGUGCUUUACCUUAACCAAAUGGGGGUUUUUAACUUUGUGGAUGACGGCUCGCUGCCCGGCUGCGCGGUGCUGAAGUUGAGCGACGGGCGCAAAAGGAGCAUGUCCCUCUGGGUGGAAUUCAUUACUGCCUCCGGCUACCUCUCGGCGCGCAAAAUCCGGUCCAGGUUUCAGACGUUGGUGGCUCAAGCAGUGGACAAAUGUAGCUACAGGGAUGUGGUAAAGAUGGUGGCAGACACCAGCGAAGUGAAACUGCGAAUCCGAGAUCGGUACGUGGUGCAGAUCACCCCUGCAUUUAAAUGCACCGGGAUCUGGCCGAGGAGUGCUGCCCACUGGCCACUUCCCCACAUCCCCUGGCCCGGACCCAACCGGGUGGCGGAGGUCAAAGCGGAAGGGUUCAAUCUCUUGUCCAAGGAGUGCCACUCCCUGGCCGGCAAGCAGAGCUCGGCGGAGAGCGACGCCUGGGUGCUGCAAUUCGCGGAAGCGGAGAACAGACUGCAGAUGGGGGGCUGCAGAAAGAAAUGCCUGUCCAUCCUCAAAACCUUACGGGACCGCCACUUGGAACUGCCUGGCCAGCCCCUGAACAAUUACCACAUGAAGACUCUGGUUUCCUAUGAGUGUGAAAAGCAUCCCCGGGAGUCCGACUGGGACGAGUCUUGCCUGGGCGAUCGGCUCAACGGCAUUUUGCUGCAACUUAUCUCCUGUCUGCAGUGCCGGCGGUGCCCUCACUACUUCCUACCUAACCUAGACCUGUUUCAAGGCAAACCUCACUCGGCGCUAGAGAACGCUGCCAAACAAACGUGGCGACUGGCAAGAGAGAUCCUGACCAACCCAAAAAGUUUGGAAAAACUUUAGAGAACAGCCGAAACGUUACUACUCUUCUCAAAAUCCUAAUUAAGUGUACACGUCCUGUUCGAUACCUAAUAUACCACUUGACAGUGCAAACAAUCUCUUCCUUAAAAAGGAAUAAUACAAUGCUUAGGCAUUCUCACCCACCCCUCCAAGGGGAGAAAAACAGUGAGGAAAGCAGAUAAAGGAAAACCCCAGCCCACAAGUAUUAGAGACUUCUUUACAAAGGAUUUCAUAAUUCUCUUGGAAAGUACACAAUGACACCCUGAAAACAACCCAGCUGUAAUGCAAGACCACAGGGAACACUCUGCCUAACUAUCAAAGGAUUAUAGCAAUCCUGGUGACUUAGGUGCAUCUGUCUGUGAGUAAACACGAUUUGGAUAUGCCAUCUGAAGGAAAGUGUAAUGUAUAUUUUUAUUUGUAACAAAUAUUGUGAUCUCACAUUGUCUUUGAAGUGUGGAUGUUUGUGUUUUGUGAUUUGGUGAACAGAAGUUAAAUUGCCAUUUUGGAUACUUCCAGACAUUUUCCUCUAACAAAGAUACCAUUUAAAGGUAGAUUUCCUCCCAAUACUUUAUCUGUCUUUGAAAGUAUCUGAACUUUAAAAAGUUUACAUUUUGUUUCAAAUAUAUUGCUUGUUCUAUUUCUAACAUUCCAUAAAUAUACUUGAAAUGUUAUUUAAAUAUAGUCAAAGAAAUUUGAAUUCAGCGUAUAUAAUAACGCUUGAAUAUCUGAAUUAUAUAUUUGAAAAAUGCACUUGAAAUACACUGGAUAAUUACUUUUGGGAUUUAGAUUUUAAUUUCUCUUGCUGGUUUUUAUUUAAUUAGAAGCUAAUAAAGAGGUAAAAUAAAAGUUGUGUGUCACUUUAAAUUGUUUUUCUUUGAAAAGAUGUAAUGCUUCAUUUUGAAUAUUGAACCCACUUGAAUAUUUUAAACAUUACAAUGUUUUUUGUAGAGCUACAGAAGAUAACAGUAUAUCUCACUUUCUAACUUACUUAAAAGACUAUUUCUUUCCAUGACAGACACAAUUUAAAUCUACCCAUGAAAGCUUGCUCUUCUAGGUUAGUAUUUCUGUGCCAUUUUUGAUGAUAUAAAGAAAAAAUUUAGUGAAGACUGUUAAGUUAAACAUCAGACUAACUUGCAGAAAUGAACUAAUCAAAAUCAUAA
This is a messenger RNA of Myotis brandtii (Brandt's bat), 3787 nucleotides long. RefSeq names its product mab-21-like 1 (C. elegans) (gene MAB21L1). Bases 1551 to 2630 code for a protein of 359 amino acids. The transcript has a single exon. The record is from RefSeq and is a predicted model, not a curated record. NCBI's taxonomy places the organism in Eukaryota, Metazoa, Chordata, Mammalia, Chiroptera, Vespertilionidae.